UACAUGAAAGUAUGGUAGUCUCUUCUACUUUUAAGGUAUGGCAGAAUCGAUCAUUUGUGACUAAUACAAGGAACAUACAGAUGGACGCACGGAUUGACAAACAAAUAAAAUGAAAUAAUGUGCAUGUUUACCACAUUGUCCUCUACCUUUACCAAAGUUCACGAAAGCUUCUCUUAUACUGUUAUGUAAUCGAAGAAUCCAUAAUUAUUUGUUGCCAUAGCAACAAAAUUAAAAGACACUGACCUUCCGUAAACCAAGCUGAAUAGCUUCCUCCCAUGAAGAAUUCAACGCACAUCGGUGAGGAGCAAGUGAUUCUAAGCCAAAGACCUUAACCACUCGGCCACGGAGGCCCUUGGUUGAUAUCAGUGGUACUGGGUGCGAUAACAUAUCCAUCGGAAAUCCUCUUUAUUUUUGGUUUGAUAUGUUAAAUUGCUUACAAAAUAUUGUAAUGCAUUCCAUUUUAAAGACAUGACUUUAAACGUAUGCAUUGUAUUUGAUUAACCUGUGAUAUAAACAAAGAGAUAAAGCAGUGUGAAGUGUAAACAACCGAAUGUUGUGAUAGGUUUUGAAAUAACUUUAAUGUUAGAGGUGGCGGAAACCUGUGUUUUGUAACAGUAUUUUUGCUUGAAGGAAUUUGUGUCUGCUCGGAAACAAAAAUGGAAUAUUAGAUAAAACAAAAUUUUGGGAAACGAUACGAAAAUGGUCAUCAAUAAAUGGAUGCACGAGAUUAGCACGUGAUGAACCGGAGAAAAAUAGAUUUCAAGGUGGUCAUCAUAGGUGACAGUUUCAUUGGCAAGUCAACGUUGCUAAAGAAGUUCGUUGGGAAAGCUGAUCUUGGCAGGUCACCAUUUGAGUCAUAUGAAGUACAAAGAGAUGGGGAGAAAAUCAUGUUGCAGAUUCAUGAUACCAAGGGUCAAGAGCGAUAUCGGAGCCUAACAUCAUCGUUCUACAGAGGAGCUCAUGGCUGUCUCGUGUGUUUUGAUGUCAUGAACAACUCCUCUUUUGAUGGGCUUAGACACUGGAUGGAUGAUGUCAGAGAAUGCGUGCGUGAAGACAUUCCUAAAAUACUGGUUGGAAUAAAUCGAAGCAAUGGCUACAAACAGACUUUGCAUCACUCUGAAAAACUUUCAAGAGACAAAAUAGAUAUGUUUUGUGAAUUACAUAAACUAGAUUAUAUUGAAGUUGAUCUGAAUGAUGUUAAACGUAUUUCAGAGUGUUUUGAGACACUCAUUGAUAUGAUAAUUGAAGAAAGAUGUAGAAGAACCCGCGACAUAGGAGGAGAUAUGGACAUUAUACAUCACUCUAAACUGAGAGAGGAAAAGAAAGAAUAUAAGUGUGGGUGUUGAAUGAUGUCAAAAUAUCUUUGAAAUUUAAACAGACCUAUUUUUAAAGAGAAAGACGGGGAAAAGCCAGGUCUGACAAUGUUGUUGCUUGUCCUGACAAAAUCCUUUAGAUUUGUAACAAUGAGACUUUCUUGUAUUGAAUACUUCGAUUUUCUCUUUUGAAUAUCACAACGAGAUUGCACGAAUGGCGACCUGCCAUCAGUAAAGAAUUUUCAAUGUUAAAUUAGUAAUUGGCAAGGUUGGUUAGGUUAAAUUCUCGUUUAUGUUUCAGAAACAGUUUUUGUGUUCUGAAAGAAAAAUAUAUGUUUAUCUGAAGCCUAUACAGCCAUAGUGACCUGUGCCUUUACGUCAAAAUUAAUUUACGGCUUUUCCAUGAUGUGUUAAACUUUGUAUAAAAUCAUAACUACCAGACUCUUAUUCUAUUGCUUACUUGUAUACAUAAUAGCAUACAACAACAAUUAAUGAAUAACCGGAUGUAGUGAUCUAAAAUGACUGUAACUUGCUGUAGACAGUUCAGUGUGAACAACGGAAAAAUGUACGUGUGACAAAUAACUAAACUAUAUGUUUCAGUCUAAAGAAAUGUGAAUGUAACUGAGACAUCAUGGAACAGUGUGACUGUAGAAACUUAGUACGUGUGUUUAAAUUCAAGAAAGUUUAUGCCAGAAACGCGGGUGUACAUAACAUUACCUACCAAAACUGUCGUUAGUAAGUAGUAGGUACUAUAAUACGGUAAUUUCAAUUUUCAAUUAUUUUGCUUACAGCUGGUAAACCUGUUCUGUUUUAAAGUGUUUCCUUUUCACAAUGUAAACAAAAUAUGAUAUAAAGAUAUUUUCCAGUUUGUAUUCCACUCUCCACAUAUUCUGACUUUAUAAAAUUACUAUUUACAUUUACAAAAAUAAAUUUGUAAUGCUGUUUAUCAGCGGUUUAUGAUA
Messenger RNA from Mercenaria mercenaria, 2275 nucleotides. RefSeq lists its product as uncharacterized. The transcript is spliced from 4 exons. The record is from RefSeq and is a predicted model, not a curated record. Lineage: Eukaryota; Metazoa; Mollusca; Bivalvia; Venerida; Veneridae. The coding region runs from base 738 to 1346 and encodes 202 amino acids. Gene Ontology annotation, molecular function: GTP binding; GTPase activity.